AUGUCCUUCCACGCCCCCGUUCUCCGAGCGGGCUCAAAAGCCGCCUCAUCAUCAACCACAUUCAUCUGCACUCAAUGCAGACACGCAACCCUUCUCCGCCGUCCUAAGAGACCAUAUACAUUCACACAGCUCAUCGCUCUCUCUGAUGGAAGCACAUUUACCCACCGAACCACAUCGCCUCAAGCUGUCUACCGAUCUACACGCGACACCCGCAACGCAUUGCUAUGGAACCCUAGCAGUGAAAAGCUGCUAAACCUUGAAGAUGAUGAGGCAGGUCGAUUAGCUGCUUUCAGAAGCAGGUAUGGACGAGGAUGGGACUCUGCUACGAAAGUAUCUGCGGAGGAUGUGGCUGCCGCCGAGGCUGUUGCUGCUACUGAGACUGGAACUGCGGCUGCACCGAAACAGACGGCUAAGGCGCCUGAGAAGGAGGAGAUCGUGGAAUCUGAAUUCGAAGAUGAGGACGAGGACAGUUUGUUGGAUUUAAUUAGCUCGUUUGGCCAGGAAGAGCCAUCUGCUGGGUCGAAGAAGAAGUAA
Messenger RNA from Nannizzia gypsea CBS 118893, 534 nucleotides. RefSeq names its product mitochondrial 54S ribosomal protein YmL36. NCBI's taxonomy places the organism in Eukaryota, Fungi, Ascomycota, Eurotiomycetes, Onygenales, Arthrodermataceae. The coding region runs from base 1 to 534 and encodes 177 amino acids. Gene Ontology annotation, cellular component: mitochondrial large ribosomal subunit. Gene Ontology annotation, biological process: mitochondrial translation. The transcript has a single exon. The record is from RefSeq and is a predicted model, not a curated record. Gene Ontology annotation, molecular function: structural constituent of ribosome.